CAAUAACACAUCCAACAUCAACAAAGGGAGUAAAAUAUCAAUUGUUCAAACUGAAUUAACAACAAAGAUGCAAAGAAGCAGCGAACAACCUCGAAUAUCAGAUCUGAAUAUUGUUCUGAUGGGUAAGACUGGAGCAGGAAAGAGUGCAUCAGGAAACAUCAUCCUGGGUGGAGACAGAAAAACAUUUAAAGAAGAUUGUUCCCCUUCUUCUGUGACCAGAAUCUGUGAAUCAUCACAAACAGUGGUGAAUGAACAAACAAUAAAUAUGAUUGACACUGUAGGAAUCCCUGAUACAGUAAAGAAGUUUACAGAUGUUCAACCCAAAAUAGAGAAGAUAUUUGAUUGUACACAACAUGGUGUUGAUGUGUUUCUGCUGGUGAUCAGAUUGGGUGUGUUCACAGAGGAGAGCAGAAAAGUUGUGAAAUGUAUCCAGGAUAAUUUUGGAGCAAAAUUCUUACAACACACAAUAGUGCUCUUUACUCAUGGAGAUCAGUUACGUGUGCCAAUAGAGAAUUAUCUGCUAAAGUCUUCACUACUGCAGUCAGUAGUUGAUCAGUGUUCAGGAAGAUUUCAUGUUUUUAAUAAUAAAGAUGAAGAUCAAUAUCAGGUCACUGAACUUCUAAAGAAGAUAAACAGACUGAUGAAGGAGAAUAGAUACAGGAGAUACACUGCACAAGACUAUAAGGAGAUUCAGAAUGAACUUCUACGUUCAAAAUGUCUUGCUGGAGCAGCAGUAGGAGGAGGAGUAGGAGGUGUAUUAGGAGGAGCAGGAUGUGUAGUUGCUGCUAAAGCAGGAGCAGGAGCAGUUGCAUUAACUGCAGGAAAGGUAGCAGCAAUAGGAGCAGUAGGAGCAGUAGGAGGAGCAGCUCUGAUAGCAGCAGCAGCUGGUUUUGGAGUGUAUUUCUUGGCAAGAAAAUAUAUCUGCAACUCAGAAACAGGGGAGAGUAAGAACAAGAAACAGAACUGA
Messenger RNA from Sinocyclocheilus rhinocerous, 967 nucleotides. RefSeq names its product GTPase IMAP family member 4-like. The transcript is spliced from 3 exons. The coding region runs from base 68 to 967 and encodes 299 amino acids. Gene Ontology annotation, molecular function: GTP binding. The record is from RefSeq and is a predicted model, not a curated record. Lineage: Eukaryota; Metazoa; Chordata; Actinopteri; Cypriniformes; Cyprinidae.